Oryza brachyantha (malo sina) is the source of this 1964-nucleotide messenger RNA. Its product is annotated as ent-kaurenoic acid oxidase. Gene Ontology annotation, molecular function: heme binding; ent-kaurenoic acid monooxygenase activity; iron ion binding. Gene Ontology annotation, biological process: multicellular organism development; sterol metabolic process; brassinosteroid biosynthetic process. The record is from RefSeq and is a predicted model, not a curated record. Gene Ontology annotation, cellular component: endoplasmic reticulum. The transcript is spliced from 7 exons. The coding region runs from base 125 to 1609 and encodes 494 amino acids. NCBI's taxonomy places the organism in Eukaryota, Viridiplantae, Streptophyta, Magnoliopsida, Poales, Poaceae.
UCGGCGACACUCGUCGUCUCUGCAGCUGGAAUGUUUGCCACGAUCCAUCGUCAUUAACCGAUCGAUCGAUCGCCGGCGACGCAGCUAGCCAUCGUCGACUGCGUGUUCUUGAUUCGCUGUGGCCAUGGCGGCUGGCCUGUGGGUGGCCGCGGCGGCGGUGGUCGCCGGCAUCGUGCUGGUCGACGCGGUGGUGCGGAGGGCGCACGAGUGGGCGAGGCUGGCGCCGCUGGGGGCGGAGAGGCGGGCGAGGGUGCCGCCGGGGGACAUGGGGUGGCCGGUGGUCGGCGGCAUGUGGGCGUUCCUCCGCGCCUUCAAGUCCGGCAACCCCGACGCCUUCAUCUCCUCCUUCAUCCGACGGUUCGGGCGGACGGGGGUGUACCGGGCGUACAUGUUCAGCAGCCCGACGAUCCUGGCGGUGACGCCGGAGACGUGCAAGCAGGUGCUGAUGGACGACGAGGCCUUCGUCACCGGCUGGCCCAAGGCGACCAUCACUCUCAUCGGCCCCAAGUCCUUCGUCAACAUGCCCUACGACGACCACCGCCGCCUGCGCAAGCUCACGGCCGCGCCCAUCAACGGCUUCGACGCGCUCACCACCUACCUCGGCUUCAUCGACCGCACCGUCGUCGACACGCUCCGCCGCUGGUCGUCGGAGCCAGCCGCCGAGGUCGAGUUCCUCACCGAGCUGCGCCGGAUGACCUUCAAGAUCAUCGUCCAGAUCUUCAUGAGCGGCGCCGACGACCGCACCAUGGAGGCCCUCGAGCGGAGCUACACCGACCUCAACUACGGCAUGCGCGCCAUGGCCAUCAACCUCCCCGGCUUCGCCUACCACAGGGCGCUCCGGGCUCGCCGGAAGCUGGUGUCCGUGCUGCAGGGCGUGCUCGACGGCAGGAGGGCCGCCACGGCCAAAGGCUUCACCCGGCCGACCACCAUGGACAUGAUGGACCGCCUCAUCGAGGCCCAGGACGAGCGCGGCCGCCGGCUCGCCGACGACGAGAUCAUCGACGUCCUCAUCAUGUACCUCAACGCCGGCCACGAGUCCUCCGGCCACAUCACCAUGUGGGCCACCGUCUUCCUCCAGGAGAACCCCGACAUCUUCGCAAGGGCAAAGGCUGAGCAAGAGGAGAUCAUGAGAAGCAUACCCGCAACGCAGAAGGGACUGACACUCAGGGACUUCAAGAAGAUGCAGUUCCUCUCCCAGGUUAUCGAUGAGACACUUCGCUGCGUCAACAUCUCGUUCGUGUCAUUCCGUCAGGCGACCAGAGACGUCUAUGUGAACGGCUAUCUGAUACCCAAGGGCUGGAAGGUUCAGCUGUGGUACAGAAGUGUACACAUGGAUGACCAAGUUUAUCCUGACCCCAAAAUGUUCAAUCCAUCAAGAUGGGAGGGUCCCCCGCCGAGAGCCGGAACAUUCCUUCCAUUUGGACUGGGAGCGAGACUGUGCCCUGGAAAUGAUCUUGCAAAGCUGGAGAUCUCUGUCUUUCUCCAUCAUUUUCUCCUAGGUUACAAGCUGACGAGGACAAAUCCAAAGUGCAGGGUGAGAUAUCUGCCUCAUCCCCGGCCUGUGGACAACUGCUUGGCGAGGAUCACCAAAGUUUCCGAUGAAUACUAAAAGUUCAGGCAUUUUCUAGCUUGUCCUCUGCCUCUGGGAGAAGUAAAUAAACAUGAUUAUAUAGUAUAUCGAUCACGUAUUCUGAAAAAGAAUUGAAAAAGAUGAUGAAGAAGAAGCGAUGUGUAUUCGUCCUGAUAUGCUCGCUUUGGUUUUUGCAUUGUUCUUGUUUGUCCUAGCUUACGACCAAAGAUUAAAGCAGUUCCGAGUUUAUUAUACUGACAAGCUUCCUGAAUAUGGCAAGCACGCAAGCAUUCCUCUUCUUUUCUAUCUGUCCAGCUCACUGAAUUUGGAUUGUUCUUCAUAUAGUUUAUAAAGCUGGCACGAAAUGUUUCCGUUUAAGAUGUUAUUUGUCUAC